AUGGUCGAUGAUCAGAAUGAUAAUCGUAUACUAUGGGAUUGUGGAAGUCCGCUCUAUGAUUCCUACGAGCUCGUCUCUCUCACUCACAUCAUCGAACGCCAUUUCAUGUCUCUCCCUUACCUCUCCAGCGCCGAAAAACUAAGCUGUUCUCGGACACCGUCUGAUUUGGGGGCGAAGGCAAAUCGCGCGGCCAGCAUCGUCGUGGAUGUGUGCUGUUCCUCUGAUUCGAAAGCUGGUAAAUUACUGUGCGGGGUCUUUAGGACCAAAAGGUGGACAAGAAAGAAAAACGCCAAUCUUGUCGUCAAUGAUUACGUCAAGAAGAAGAAGAAGAAGUUGUUUUGUACGAUCCUCUCUUGGAUAAGGAUCCCUCCUACUCCUACAACAUCAAGAUUUGGUUCGUCGAAGAUGUGA
Messenger RNA from Microthlaspi erraticum, 411 nucleotides. NCBI's taxonomy places the organism in Eukaryota, Viridiplantae, Streptophyta, Magnoliopsida, Brassicales, Brassicaceae. The record is from the annotation of a GenBank genome assembly.